AUUCCCCUGUUUCCUCAGCCUCCAGCAUCCCGUAUAAAUACGCGGCGCCCCGCUCCCGCCACUCGCCGCACACAAGAACAUCAACACGCAGCUCUCAGAACAAAUCAAGAAAAGAAAGCUCUCUCACUCAUCCCCUCACUCGUUCCUUGCUCAGCUCAUUUCCAGCACGCUGCGUUAGUUGAUCAGAAGCGCGUUGGCCAUUAACUGGCAGCCGCAAUGAGCGAGCUGAUCCCUGGGUUACCGGAGGAGGUGGCAAGGGAGUGCCUCAUCCGUGUGGGGUUCGACCAGCUGCCGGCGGUGCGGCGCAUCUCGCGGCAGUGGAAGGAGGAGGUCGAGUCGCCGGACUACGGCCGCCUUCGCCGCGCGGAGGGGCUGGCCCGGCCGGUGCUCGCUCUGGUCCAGGCCCAGCCGGAGCCCGUCGAGCCAGGCCCGGCCCACAAACACUCGUCGGCCAACGGUGGGCCGGCGAAUGACUACCGAAUGGUGCUGCUGGACCCGGCGGAGGGCCGAUGGGCCCCGAUCCCGGUGCUGCCCGGCCCAACCGGGAGCCUGCCUCUGUUCUGCCAGGUGGCCGCGGUCGACGGCGAGCAUGGGAGGAGCAGGAAGCGGCUGGUGGUCGUCGGCGGGUGGGACCCCGACACGUGGGCGCCCACGGACGCGGUCCACGUGUACGACUUCCUGACCGGCGCGUGGCGCCGCGGGGCGCCCAUGCCGGGCCCGCGCCGGUCCUUCUUCGCCUGCGCCGCCGUCGGUAAGGCCGUGUACGUGGCCGGCGGGCACGACGAGGAGAAGAACGCGCUCCGGUCGGCGCUGGCGUACGACCCGGACGCCGACACGUGGGCCACGCUCCCUGACAUGGCGGAGGAGCGAGACGAGCCGCGCGGGCUCUGCUUCGGCGGCAGGUUCCUCGUCGUCGGCGGGUACCCGACGCAGGCCCAGGGCCGGUUCGCGGGCUCGGCGGAGGCCUUCGACCCGGCGACAUGGGCCUGGGCCCAAGUCCAGGAGGGCCUGCUCGAGGACGGCGCGUGCCCGAGGACGUGCUGCGCGGCGCCGGGAGGGCAGCGCAUGUACAUGCUCAGAGACGGGCAGCUAGUGGCGCGCGAUGGCGGCGGCGGCGCGUGGCGCACGGUGGCGCCCGUGCCGGAGGACGCCCGCACCGCGUCGACCGUCUGCGCUAUCCCCGGGGGACACGUCGUGGUCAUCGGCUCCGGGUGCCACGGAGGCGAGCAGACCGUGUACAUGCUGCGCGACGUGGCCGGGAAGCCCGCUUCCUGGGCGCGCGCGCCGGCGCCGCCGGAGUUCUCCGGGCACGUGCAGGCUGCCUGCUUCCUAGAGAUCUGAACGCUCAGGCGCAUGUACAGAAUCAUGCAUAGAUGUAACUAAACAGGGGCGUUUUCGUGCGCCAUGUCUCGAGUUUUGCGUAGCAACCAUGUAAAUAAGGAAAGGAUGGUUAAACGAGUAAAGAAAGAUAAUGUAAGUGCCAUGGAAGAAAAGGACGGUAAACGAGUCCAGAAAGAUAAUGUUCGUCAAAGUAGUUUGUGGUCCCGCUUAUGUUUUUUAUUUUGCUACAACGAGAGGUGUAGAAGAUGGAGUUGCUCUACUCCAAUUGGGGUGCCCAUUUUUGUCUGUUCUUGUUCUGCUGGAACAUUUUCGGAGCUUCUGGACGGCAGAGCAGAGCUCUUCUGUUCUACUCCAAAGGAAAAAAGAUUCUAUUUCGAGAGUGAAAA
Messenger RNA from Brachypodium distachyon (stiff brome), 1727 nucleotides. RefSeq names its product F-box/kelch-repeat protein At1g80440. The coding region runs from base 217 to 1341 and encodes 374 amino acids. Gene Ontology annotation, biological process: negative regulation of cytokinin-activated signaling pathway; regulation of phenylpropanoid metabolic process. NCBI's taxonomy places the organism in Eukaryota, Viridiplantae, Streptophyta, Magnoliopsida, Poales, Poaceae. The transcript has a single exon. Gene Ontology annotation, molecular function: protein binding. The record is from RefSeq and is a predicted model, not a curated record.